AUGCUGCACCUGGUCCUCGCUGCGCUCCUGUUGGCCGAGUCCUCUACGAACGCCGACGCCGGUCCUGCACCGGGAGCACCUAAAGACGGAGUACGUGUACUCCGGUUACAGACGGAGUACGUGUACUCCGGUUACGAGGACGACGUCAGUUACUGUUACUCGGUACAGACGGGUACGUGUUAUUCCGGUCACAGACAGGUGUACGCCGGUACGGACGGAGUCCGUGUACUCGGUACAGACGGAUAUCCGGUACAGACGGAGUACGUGUACUCCGGUUACGUGUACUCCGGUUACGGACGGAGUACGUGUACUCAGACGUUCAACCAAGCUGAUGUCCAACAACGAUGCCGUCAUGGAGGGAGACAUGGUGUUGACGGUGAUGACCGGAACGCAGGGGACAGCAUCUGGCCAACGGCAGACAUCCCGUACGAAAUCCACCCAGACCUAGCCGGUCGGACCCACGACAUCCUCGCUGCCCUAGCGAUGCUGUCCAAUCCCACCUGUCUGUCCUUCCACAAGCGAACCUCUGAGUCCAACUACCUGCUCUUCGAAGUCAGCGCAGGUUGUGCGUCAUACGUGGGCUUCAUCGGCGGAGUCCAAUCGGUGUUCAUCGGCCCAGCAUGCACCGUGGGAAACAUCGCCCAUGAGCUCCUUCAUGCUCUGGGCUUCUACCACGAACACACCCGGGUGGACCGCGACAAGUACAUCAUCAUUUCACCUAAUAACGUUAUGCAAGGGAUGCAGAAAAACUUCAAUAUGCAACGAGGAAAAACCUUUGAACUGGGUUACGACGUUGGCUCAAUCAUGCACUACGGAAGGUAA
This is a messenger RNA of Etheostoma spectabile (orangethroat darter), 822 nucleotides long. RefSeq names its product astacin-like metalloprotease toxin 5. NCBI's taxonomy places the organism in Eukaryota, Metazoa, Chordata, Actinopteri, Perciformes, Percidae. The record is from RefSeq and is a predicted model, not a curated record. Gene Ontology annotation, molecular function: metalloendopeptidase activity; zinc ion binding. Gene Ontology annotation, biological process: proteolysis. The transcript has 8 exons. Bases 1 to 822 code for a protein of 273 amino acids.